UCCGCAGUCAGCUGCUGUGUGAGGUGCGCACCAUCCAUCGCACUGAUAGAGACAGCAAGAGGAGGAGAGGAAGAAAACAUACAGCACACGGGCGAACACUCAGGAGCAUCAUGGCACCGAUUGGAUUAAAGGCGGUCGUUGGCGAAAAGAUUAUGAAUGAUGUUAUCAAGAAGGUGAAAAAGAAGGGAGAAUGGAAGGCUCUGAUAGUGGACCAGCUCAGUAUGAGGAUGCUUUCCUCUUGCUGCAAAAUGACCGACAUCAUGACAGAGGGCAUCACCAUUGUUGAAGACAUUAACAAGAGAAGAGAGCCUCUGCCCUCCUUGGAAGCAAUUUACCUGAUCACCCCAACUGAGAAGUCUGUGCAGACUCUCAUUAAUGACUUCAAAGAUCCUCAUACAGGGAAAUAUAAAGCAGCUCAUGUGUUCUUCACUGACACUUGCCCGGAUCCCCUGUUUAAUGAAGUGGUCAAGAGCCGGGCCUCUAAAACCAUUAAAACCCUGACUGAGAUCAACAUUGCAUUCCUGCCCUACGAGUCCCAGGUGUUCUCUUUGGACAACCCUGAUGCCUUCCAGAGCUUCUACAGCCCUCAUAAGACACAGUUGAAGAACCCUGUGAUGGAACGACUGGCCGAGCAGCUGGCCACACUGUGUGCCACACUGAAGGAGUACCCUGCUGUACGAUACCGAGGGGAAUACAAAGAUAAUGCCACUCUGGCUCAGUUGCUUCAAGACAAACUGGAUGCCUAUAAGGCAGAUGAUCCCACAAUGGGGGAGGGUCCAGACAAGGCCCGCUCUCAGCUCAUUAUUCUAGAUCGAGGUUUCGACCCUGUCUCCCCCGUCCUACACGAACUCACCUUCCAGGCUAUGGCAUAUGACCUGCUGCCCAUCGAGAAUGACGUCUACAAGUAUGAUACCAGCGGCAUAGGUGACUCUCGCGAUAAGGAAGUCCUCCUGCAUGAAGACGAUGACCUCUGGGUGGCACUACGACACAAACAUAUCGCUGAGGUGUCUCAGGAGGUGACACGCUCCCUGAAGGAAUUCUCUGCCAGUAAACGGAUGAGCACAGGAGAGAAGACCACCAUGAGGGACUUGUCUCAAAUGCUCAAGAAGAUGCCCCAAUAUCAGAAAGAGCUAAGCAAGUACUCUACCCACCUGCAGUUGGCUGAGGACUGCAUGAAGCACUACCAGGGAACCGUGGACAAGCUGUGCCGUGUAGAACAGGAUCUCGCUUUGGGAACAGAUGCAGAGGGUGAAAAGAUCAAAGACCCCAUGAGGGCCAUCGUGCCAAUCUUGCUUGACGCCAACGUCAGCACCUAUGACAAGAUCCGCAUCAUCCUGCUCUACAUCUUCCUCAAAAACGGGAUCACAGAGGAGAAUCUUAACAAGCUGAUCCAACAUGCCCAGAUCCCUCCCGAGGACAGUGAGAUCAUCACCAAUAUGGCUCACCUGGGCGUCCCCAUCAUCACAGAUUCAACUCUCCGCAGAGGCAAAAAGCUUGACCGUAAGGAGCGUGUGAGCGAGCAGACCUACCAGCUUUCUCGCUGGACCCCGCUGAUUAAGGACAUUAUAGAGGAUGCUAUCGAUGAGAAGCUGGACACCAAACACUAUCCGUACAUCUCAACACGCUCAUCCUCUUCCUUCAGCACUUCUGCAGUCAGUGCCCGAUAUGGCCACUGGCACAAGAAUAAAACCCCUGGAGAGUACCGCACAGGCCCACGCAUCAUGGUUUUCAUCCUCGGAGGCAUGUCCUUUAGCGAGAUGCGCUGUGCCUAUGAAGUCACACAGGCAAACAGCAAAUGGGAGGCCAUCAUUGGUUCUACUCACUCGCUCACCCCCACCAAAUUUCUAAUGGACCUGCGGCACCCCGACUUCCAAGAAUCCACUAGGGUAGCCUUUGAGGAACCUGAACCCUCAGACGAGUGAGAGACAGAAAGAGGGAAGGGUGGAAAGAGAGAAAUCUCACUGACAAAGUUCCACCCAUGUCGUCUCCCCCACCAUGCUCCUCGACACUCUCAAGGCCAUGAACAAACCCGAUGAAGAGCAGACAAGCUAAAAUCACAAUCCCCCCCCCCACCCCCUCUCCCUAUUUGUCCAUUAACCUGUAAAUCGAACCAGCUCCUAUAUAAAUUGUGUACGCAUCUUGCUUGAAAGUAAAAAAACAAAAACAAGAGAAUAUUCUAUACAUUUGUGUGUGUGUGUGUGUAUAUAUAUAUACACGCACACAUACACACACACAUGUAUGUG
Xyrauchen texanus (razorback sucker) is the source of this 2243-nucleotide messenger RNA. RefSeq names its product syntaxin-binding protein 1-like. Gene Ontology annotation, molecular function: syntaxin binding. Bases 111 to 1922 code for a protein of 603 amino acids. Lineage: Eukaryota; Metazoa; Chordata; Actinopteri; Cypriniformes; Catostomidae. Gene Ontology annotation, biological process: vesicle-mediated transport; neurotransmitter secretion; intracellular protein transport. Gene Ontology annotation, cellular component: secretory granule; plasma membrane. The record is from RefSeq and is a predicted model, not a curated record. The transcript is spliced from 20 exons.